UUUUCGUUGCCACCACAAUUUGGCGCGCCUUUCUCAAACAAUAAUUCACUCAUGUUAAUGUGGAAGAAGAAGGCGUCGGAGAAAGAUUCGACAGGAGUGCUUUUUCAAGAGAGUCAAGAAAUCCGUGUGAUAUACAAUUUGUUCGCUGCCAUCUUUGUGUUGUUCUUCCUUAGAGCUUUGAUCGAUGAUAUCUUUACACAUGGAAUGCCAUUUCAUCAUUUCUGGCUGGUCGCAUGGAAUUUCGAACAAUUUCCAGCGACAAUGUUCGUAUGGUUAUCAAUGUUUCUCUCAACUUUUGUACCUUAUACGGCAUUUAGAAUAUGGGCGUACAUUCCAACAAAAACGAACAAUUUCAGAAUGGUUCCUAUUCUACUCUUCUACGCACUUUACUUAGUGGCGUUUUUCUACUUUCCACUAAGAUUUCUGUUUUCUCGCCAAUUGAACUGUGCUUGUUCAUUCAUCAUCACAUGCGAAACAACUCGCAUUGCGAUGAAACUUCACUCAUUCCUACGCGAGAACCUGCCACGAGCCAUCGCGAAAAGGAACAUGACACUGCAAUGGCCAACUAUCGAGCAAUACGUAUAUUUCAUGUUCUGCCCAUCUUUCAUUUAUAGAGAUGAAUAUCCCAGAUCUCAUUCGAGAUGUCUCAAAAAGGCAUCGGUACAUUUCUUUCACUGCUUUAUUCUCAUCGAAUUUGUCAACCUCCAGUUCACUCAAUAUGUCUUUCCCUGGUUAGCUUCACUAGAUUACCCAUAUUUAUCUCUAACUGAAAUAGUCACCGCACUAUUCGCUGGUAUUCUACCAGGAAUGUUGUGCCUUAUCUGUCUAUUUUAUGGGCUAUUGCACUCAUGGUUGAAUGGGUUUGCAGAAUUGAUGCGAUUCGGUGAUCGACAGUUUUACUUGAACUGGUGGAAUGUUAAUAAUAUGGCUGAGUACUACCGCAAUUGGAAUCUUGUCGUACACGACUGGUUAUAUGCUUACGUUUACCGAGAUUUGAUCGGCGGGCGUUGUGGUCUUCAAAUCGCCCAAACUAUCGUGUUCUUUCUCUCAGCGGCUUUUCAUGAAUAUUGGUUUGGUGUCGCGUUCCGAGUAUUCUAUCCGGUGAUGUUCAUGCUUUACUUCGUUUUUGGAAGCAUCUUCUUUUCCGUUUCCAAGCUCAUCAAGAAUAAGUCCAUAUGGAAUACUGCUUUAUGGUUUAAUUUAUUAAUAGGUACUGGAAUGUUCAUUGCAUUCUAUGGGCAAGAAUGGUACGCUCGCCAGCGCUGCGCUCCACACAGUAAUCAGAUUGCUGACUUCUUACUACCCAGACAUUGGACGUGUCAACGGAUGUAG
Angiostrongylus costaricensis is the source of this 1332-nucleotide messenger RNA. The record is from the annotation of a GenBank genome assembly. NCBI's taxonomy places the organism in Eukaryota, Metazoa, Nematoda, Chromadorea, Rhabditida, Metastrongylidae.